Aspergillus caelatus is the source of this 556-nucleotide messenger RNA. RefSeq lists its product as uncharacterized. The record is from RefSeq and is a predicted model, not a curated record. Bases 128 to 346 code for a protein of 72 amino acids. The transcript has a single exon. Lineage: Eukaryota; Fungi; Ascomycota; Eurotiomycetes; Eurotiales; Aspergillaceae.
GGAAAUCGUCCAGAACUACUAACCAACAUAGCAGGUCAUGGGUUGGACAACCUUAUGGGGAUGGUAAUCCGGAGGCAGUCCAUAGAAUGAUGUCUCAGAGGAUAUAGCUAGGCUAAGGCCAAACGGAAUGAGGGAAUCUUAUGCAAUCGAGGCUAGUCAGAGAUCUAUCGUGAUAGGAAUAGAAAGCCUGAACCUGGAAGAUAUGAGAUACAACAAGAGAAAUCCCUUCUCAGAGAUUGGAAUGAGUGCAACGAUACGAAGAAAAACAACAGUGGAACUUAAGAAAAAGUGGAAUUUGCUUUUCUGCUUUUUUUUCUUGCUUUUGCUUCCCAUUCAUCAGAUAUAGAGAGUAUAGUACGGAAAGAUGAGGUAACCACCGCGCCAGGUACCAUUCUUUGAUCACCAAUGAUCUUCAGUACCACAAUCCCAUCUGUACCAUCUUGAAGCCUUUUCCUAUGCAUAUCAACGCGUCUGCUUUGGUCCACAUAUGUCUCUCCUGCGCUCAAUUAACCCUUCGCCUCGCCUCGUCUCCUUCUUUUUUUUUUUUUUUUUUUUU